UCACACUGUAAACAUCUAUUUAUCAAACAAGGCGGAAAAAAUGCAACCAGAAACACAGGACACUGAAUAGUUUAUUUUCGUUCAGUUGCUCGCGUCCGUUUAAUUCCGUUCGGUGCCACAGAGAGUGCUAAAUUCGUUGUACAUUCAUACCCUCAAAAAAAGAAACAAGAAGGAAACCAAUUGGAGGAAAACAGGCAGAGAGUGAGCCCAACACACACACGCAAACGCAAAAACAAACACACACACAGACACACAUUCAGGCAGACGCGAUACAGGAGCGAGACAAGCGAAGAAGAAUAGGAAAGAGGAAGUGGGCGUGACAUACGCCAGAGGCUGGGCGUCAGCUUCCCCCCUCCCUCCAGCACCCUUCGCCAGGAUACAACGCGAGGUCAGAGGAAGACAGAGCAGACUCUGUCCCUAACUGACUGCUGCUGCACCAUGUCCAAGGUGCUCAGCCCACAGAAGCGUCGCGUCGGCAUGGCCAUGGGCGUGAGCAUGGCGGCGGGAGGCCUCGACGAGGGCCUGGAAUUCAACGGCAGCAGCUCGAUCAUUGACUUCCUGGCCAAAGAGCAGGACGGCGGCGUUGACGCCGACCCGGAGAGCAUCUUCCAGGAGGUGAGCCGCCUCUCGGACAACACCGACACCCGCUCCGUCGAUGAGCUACUGCAGGAGGCGGAGCGUCUCAUUCAGCAGCAGCUGCGCCUGGGCGGCCUCACCACGGACACAAUUGAAACCAGGCUGAAUGGUGGAGGCGGAGGCGUUGGCGGUGGCGAUUUCAAUGGCCAGGCGAAGGCAAAGACAAAGUCCCAGAACCAAAGCGCCAGCCACACGCCCUCAUCCUCGCCCCAGUCAUCGCCGCACAGCAGCAUCCGUCUGAACACACGCUACACGCACCGCAUUGAGCAUUCGCCACCCAAGCCGGGAUCGGCACUGGCCAGGGCACGUGCACUGCCCGCAGGCGGCCCAAGCCAUGCCAGACACAAGUCAAAGUCAUCACCAGCCCCCACACCGGCCCAGACGCCACACGAGCUGAACGGCGGCGAAGGAUUUGCCGCCUUCGUUGACAAUUUGCCCUCGGAGUCGGUCAUCUCGGAUGAGUCCACGCCCAAGGACAUGCACAACAAUACGGCAGCACAGAACGCUCAGCAGCAAUCGCAGCUGGACAACACGGACGAUGAUGAGGAUACGAUGGAGGAGGCAGCCGAGGUGGAUCCGGAUGCGGCGCCACGGCGCAACUCCACGCCCUCUUCGGCGGCGGCGGCGGUGCCGGCGAGAAUCACCAGCAGCCAGAGCCACACCCACAUUUACAGCCAGCCCAUUCGGCCCAUGGCCAGCUACAGCGAGAAGGCGGUGGGCAGCUCGCCGAAGCACAUGGUCAGCACCCUCACGUCGCCCAUCGAGCAGAUCGCGUGCAGUGUGUCGCGGGAGCACGCCCUCAAGCACGAGAUCGAGCAGCUGCAGGAGCAGCUGAAGGACACCGAGGAGCGCCUGGCAUCGGUGCGCCUCCAGAGCGACUCGCUGUCGCAGACCCAACGCGCGCUCCGCGACCACAACGGGCGCCUGCAGGACGAGUCCGAGAUGCUCAAGCUGGACGUGCAGCACCUGAACGAGUGCGCCGGCGUGCUCAGGUCGGAGCUGCAGGCGGCGCGCCGUGACCGCAGCGAUGCACUGCAGCUGCAGCGUUCGCUGCGUGCGGAGCUGGAGGAGGCGCAGCAGGAGCGUCGGCGGGCGGGCGAGAGCAAGGAGAAGGACGCCCGCGCCAUACAGGAUCUGCAGCGCCAGUGCCGCGAAAUGGAGCGCAUCCUCAUGCGCAAGCAUCCGGAUUCGGUUUCGGCACUGAUAGUUGCCUCCAAGAGUUCGGGCCUUUGCUCGCUGAAUGACCAGGAGAAUGUGACCAGCCGCAAGCUGCUGGAGCAGCGCAUCGCGCAGCUGGAGUCGGACGCCAAGGAGCAGGACCGCAAGGCACAGCAGAUUCUGGCCAAUGUGCAGGCACGCUUCAACUCGGUGCAGUCCAAGUACGAGACGCACAUUGCCGAUCUGGAGACGCAGGUGCUGAGCCUGCAGGAGAUCAACACGAAGCUGAACGAGCAGAUCGAGUCGCAGGUGCGCACCUUGGACCGGUAUAUGCAGAAACGAGCGGACAGGUUCUACAACAAUUGCACUCAGACGGAGCCAGAGGCCGAUGGCCCCGCAACAGGCGCUGCCAGCACGGGGACCACGGGCACCCAAACCCAGGCACAGACCACGAACGGGACCCGUGACCACAGCACCAACACCAUUGGCUGCCCAUCGCCGGCGCUCCUGUGCCAGCAGCAGCCACACCACCACCACCACCACCACCACCUCCUCCUUCAUGCCCAGCAGCAGCAGCCGCAGCAGCACUCGGCCAGCAGCAGCACCAGCAGCACGGCCAACUCCACGCCAAAUACAUCGCGACCCAACUCCAAGCAGAGCGGCGCCAGUUCCACCACCCAGCGCCGGCCUGUGGCUGGCCAACUGCAGAUGCCCGUCUCGAAGCUGCCAAUCUCGCAGUCGGACUCCACGCUGUCCAUGCUGAGUCACAGCCAUGGACCGGGCCCAGGACUGGCCAGCAAGGAGGAGUCGCAGCUGCUCAGCUCCGUGCGCGGCAUGCGCGUGGACUUGGCCAUCAAGAACAAGGCCAUGCAGCGGCUCACGCGGGAGCUGGACGAGUGCAAGAAGACCAUAAGGAAGCUGCAGCGGGAUCGGGAGACCGGCAAUCCAGGCACCAAAUUGGAUGUGAAGUGCCAGGCCAGUGGCAGCGGCGGCGCCGCGGCACAGCGUCGUGCCAGCGGCUACGAUCAUUACCCGGACCACAUUCCGGCCGCCACCGAGAGCCAGGCACUGAAGGAGGCCCAGAACAAGUACCGCCUGCUGGAGGCUGACUACAAGACGCUGCACGACAAGCGCCUGCAGGAUCUGAAGACGCUGCAAAGCGCACACGAGCGGGAGCUGGCCAGCUGCAACGAGACGGUGCGCAUCCUGAAGCAGCGCCUGAACGAGCGGGAGGAGGCGUUUGCCACACAGAAGCGACGCAAGGUGCCCGUCGACUACUAUGCACUCAAGGCCAAGGUGUCGCUGUUGGAGCGCCGGCACUCGGAGCGGGAGGAGCGUUUGCACAUGCUGGUGGAGGCGCUCAGCAAGGGCCGCCUCAAUGGAGCGCUCGAGGAUCUAAUGCAGGAGAACAACAACAAAUAAUCGAACACAACUAGCAGAUAUUUGCGUCGUCCGACAAGCCAGCCAAUUCGUUUCACAGUCCGUCUAAGAAACCAAAAAGAAACCAAAACCAAAGUCUAGCAUUACGUUUUUAAGCAGAGGAACGCCUCGGAACGGCAGAUUGCAGCCGAAAUGAAACUCAACAAUAACAAAUCCCGAACUAAAUUCCAAUUCAACAGAAAUGUCACCAGUUGAACGGCCAGCCAACAGUUUACGUAGAUUUAAGACCAAGCCCAAGGCGGCAGCUGCAGUCCAGAGCUCUGAAAAAUGAACAAAAAUAUUCAUUGUAGAACUGUUCUGGAAGCAGAAUUCGAUUUUAAAUGUCAGUGUUUGAAUGUAGAAAUCUAAUUGUUCAAAGUGCAUCAGAAAGAGAGAGAGAGAGAGAGAGAGAGAGGCACCAAAAAGAGCGGGACAACCGCCAUGAGCAGUGAAGGAAGAUCAGAAGUGAGAGUUACCCCAAGAACCCAAAAUGAUUUGUACAUAAACAAUUGUGCGCCGCAGCGUGCAGCGAUCUUGAAAUUUGAAUAUUAUAUAUUUGAUUUAUUUGUGUAUUUUUUUUGUAUACCUAAUCCCAUUAUUGUGUCUGGCGUUUUGCGUAGAGAACUUUCAAAAAGUUGCAACAGAAAUGAUAAAAAAACAAAGAAAAAGCAAAAGCAAAAGCAAAAGAAAACCCCAUCCACAGGAAAAGUUC
Molecule: messenger RNA, 3925 nt
Organism: Drosophila subobscura
Lineage: Eukaryota; Metazoa; Arthropoda; Insecta; Diptera; Drosophilidae
Product: centrosomal protein of 162 kDa
Exons: 7
Coding region: 439-3216 (925 amino acids)
Biological process (GO): cilium assembly
Cellular component (GO): centrosome; centriole; axonemal microtubule
Source: RefSeq, a predicted model, not a curated record